Molecule: messenger RNA, 1003 nt
Organism: Otolemur garnettii (small-eared galago)
Lineage: Eukaryota; Metazoa; Chordata; Mammalia; Primates; Galagidae
Product: olfactory receptor 2T29-like
Exons: 1
Coding region: 1-963 (320 amino acids)
Biological process (GO): G protein-coupled receptor signaling pathway
Cellular component (GO): membrane
Molecular function (GO): olfactory receptor activity; G protein-coupled receptor activity
Source: RefSeq, a predicted model, not a curated record
AUGGACAAUACUAAUUGGAUGGUCAACCAGACUGGAGGAUCAGAUUUUAUCCUAAUGGGACUCUUCAGUCAAUCCAAAUAUCCGGCAAUGUUGUGUGUGGUCAUUUUUGUGGUUUUCCUGAUGGCCUUCUUUGGAAAUGCUGUCCUAAUCCUUCUAAUAUGCUCUGAUGUCCGCCUCCAUGCUCCCAUGUACUUUUUUAUCAGCCAGUUAUCUCUAAUGGAUAUUGUGUACAUCUCCAUCACUGUGCCCAAGAUGCUCAUGGACCAGGUCAUGGGUGUGAAUAAGAUCUCAGCCCCUGAAUGUGGGAUACAGAUGUUCCUCUACUUGACACUAGUAGGUUCAGAAUUUUUCCUUCUAGCUGCCAUGGCCUAUGACCGCUAUGUGGCCAUCUGCCAUCCUCUGCGUUACCCUGUCCUCGUGAACCAUAGGGUGUGUCUCUUCCUGGCCUCUGGCUGCUGGUUCCUGGGCUCAGUAGAUGGCUUUAUGCUCACUCCCGUCACCAUGACCUUCCCCUUCUGCAGGUCCCGGGAGAUUCAGCACUUCUUCUGUGAGGUCCCUGCUGUGCUGAAGCUCUCCUGCUCAGACACCUCACUCUAUGAGAUUCUUAUGUACCUGUGCUGUGUGCUCAUGCUCCUGAUCCCUGUGACCAUCAUCUCAAGCUCCUAUUCAUUCAUUCUUCUCACCAUCCACAGGAUGAACUCAGCAGAGGGCCAGAAGAAGGCUUUUGCCACCUGCUCCUCCCACAUGACCGUGGUCACCCUCUUCUUUGGGGCUGCCAUCUAUACCUACAUGCUCCCUAGCUCUUACCACACUCCUGAGAAAGAUAUGAUGGUAUCUGUCUUUUAUACCAUCCUUACUCCUGUGCUAAACCCUUUAAUCUACAGCUUUAGGAAUAAGGAUGUCAUGGGGGCUCUGAAGAAAAUGUUGAGUGUGGGAUCUGUUUUUCAAGAAACUAUAAAGUAGACAAUUUAGUACUAAUGAUUUUGUCUCCUUUUCUCUAUAU